CAUCGCUCUCAAUAAAAAGUUUCAGUUUGGUUUGCAAACCUCGACUGCUGGCAGCAAUGAUGUCUGAAGAAAAUCAAAGUGAAUGCAUUACAGUGAGAAUCGGACAUUCACUGAACGAGGCUGAGAAGAACCAUGUGACCAGCAGGAGAGAAUCAGCUCUGGAGUGUCUUAAAAGACAUGAGAUACAUUGUAGCCUGGAAGAGAUGCCCAACAUCGCACUGGUGGCUUCAGGAGGAAGUGAAAGAGCGAUGUUGGGUUUGCUGGGAUCACUGCUUGCACUGUUUCAAGAUGAUCUGUUGGACUGCGUGCUGUAUCUUGCUGGACUCUCUGGAUCGACCUGGUGCAUGGUGUCUUUAUACAAAGAGCCUAAUUGGUCCAGCAAGCUGGAAAAAGUGAAAGAAGACAUUAAAAAUAAACUUGGUGGAAACAUCAGUUUCAAGGAAAAAUUUAAAAAACUCAAAAAAUACUACAGAGAAAAAGACAACUUCAGUUUGACAGACUUCUGGGCAGUGCUAUAUAUAACCAUGAUUGUGAAAGAGAUAGAUGAGCAAACUUUCUCUGAUCUGAGAAGCAAACAGAGCACAAAAGAUCCUUAUCCCAUCUACACCGUGAUUGAUAAGCAGAGCCAUGAGGAUAAACUAGAUGCAGAUACGUUUGUUGAGAUCACGCCACAUGAGACUGGCUACUCCAUCACCGGGGCCUUUGUAGAUACUUCCAGUUUCGGAAGUCAGUUUGACCAAGGAGCUCAAAUAAAAGACCAGCCCGAGAUGGACAUGAUGUUCCUGCAAGGUCUCUGUGGUAGUGCUCUUGCUAGCAUUGAGAAAAUACUAGAGGAACUGUUAACUUUAAUCAAAGAUUUAAUUUCGGGUGAGUUAGACAUGAUGGGUGACUAUGCGUCUUCAGACAUAAAACAAACAGACAUUCGCUCCCUCAGCGCUCCACAUGCUGACGAGGCUGGCCAAGUGCUUUUGAAUCUUGUGGAAGUGAAUCGUCUGGUUUUAAGAGAGGAGGAUCCUUCAUCUCAUAUUACAUUCCUGAACGACUUACUGAGAGGAAAUCUGCAGCAAGAUAAACAUGAGAACUUGUUCACCAUGUCAAAGAAAAUGAACAAGAAGACCGUUAAGGAAUACACACUAUAUAUAUGCGACCUGCAGACAUCCUGGAAUCUGACAUGCAAUAGGAUAUGGGAAAACAUUGCUAAAUGCAUUGAGUUAGUAGUUUGCUGGGUCUGGGGCACAACAUACAAUUUUCUGCACAACAUGACAGCGGCGGAGGUUUCUCCUUCUGUCUGUCUAGAGACAAUAAGGCAAUAUGUUGAUGCUGGGAUCGCCAUCAACUCACCUUUUUUACCAUUGCUGAGGAGAGAGAGACACAUUGAUCUCAUCGUUUCACUCGAUUUCAGUGAAAAUGACCCGUUUGAGUCACUAACAGAAACAGCUAAAACGUGCAAAAGACUACGCAUUGACUUCCCUGAAGUUCCUAAAAUGUCAAAAGAAGAGAAAUCUGCUCCAAAGGACUUUUAUGUGUUUGAAGGCCACAAUGCACCGGCUGUAAUUCAUAUUCCUCUUUUCAACAUUGUGAAUUGUGAAGAUAAAGCUGAAAUUAAACGUUUGAAGCAUACAUAUACGACCUUUCAAGGUCCCUACUCCAGUGACCUGAUCGAGGAACUACUGGAGAAAGCUGGAUUGAACAUCAAAAAUAACAAAAGGAGCCUUCUGACAGAGAUUAAGAAAAUCAUCCAAAGGAAGCAAUCACAUAUUUGUUCCUUUUGUUGAUUCUCAGGUGU
Messenger RNA from Sinocyclocheilus rhinocerous, 1786 nucleotides. RefSeq names its product phospholipase A2, group IVC (cytosolic, calcium-independent) (gene pla2g4c). The record is from RefSeq and is a predicted model, not a curated record. Bases 57 to 1775 code for a protein of 572 amino acids. The transcript has 14 exons. Gene Ontology annotation, cellular component: nuclear envelope; nucleoplasm; cytosol. Gene Ontology annotation, molecular function: calcium ion binding; calcium-dependent phospholipid binding. Gene Ontology annotation, biological process: glycerophospholipid catabolic process. Lineage: Eukaryota; Metazoa; Chordata; Actinopteri; Cypriniformes; Cyprinidae.